Daphnia pulicaria is the source of this 1045-nucleotide messenger RNA. RefSeq lists its product as uncharacterized. Bases 426 to 866 code for a protein of 146 amino acids. Lineage: Eukaryota; Metazoa; Arthropoda; Branchiopoda; Diplostraca; Daphniidae. The transcript has 6 exons. The record is from RefSeq and is a predicted model, not a curated record.
GAAGCACUUUUGUCCCGUCUCUUUCAACUUUCCACGCUCAGUGAGCUCACAGCGACGCGAUCAUUCACACACACAAGUCGAGUCAGUGUCCUCCACUCCUUUCCUAUUCAUUUUGCUCGGCCGUCUUUUUUUAAAUAUUUAGCGUGUACGUUGCGUCUUGGUGCAGUCCGUUCCACUGUCUAAAGGAUUUAUACUCAACUAUCGAUUACCAAACCAUCCGACACCCGAUCCUUGAUUUGAAAAAUAAAUCCAAAAGGAUAUUAAGGAGCGCCCAUCUCCAAUCGCUGUUGUUGUUGGUUGUUGUUGUUGUUGUUUCUUUGGCGACAUUUGGAUUUGCUGAUUAGAAGAAGACAAAAGGCCAAAUCCGGUUAUCUUCAUCAAUCACUUUGUUGAAGAAGAAGAAGAAGAAAGAAAUCGACGCCGACAUGUUGGGACGACCCUCAUCCAACUGGUUCCUCCUGCCCGUGACGACGGUGGUCCUGGUCGGUUUCUUUUGUCUCUCCACCCUCCAAACAGUGGAGGGCGUUCAGUGCUACGUCUGCAGCUGGUCGCCGGCCGAUUCCAAUCGCGUGGAUGUCUGCACUCGCAAGAAUUUCAGCGAGUCGGUUCGGACGCAUAGCUGCGAGACGGGCUGCGAAACGGUGACCGUCUUCGAUAAAAAUGGUCGAUUAGAUUUCUUCUACCGCAACUGCGCUGCCAACACGUCCAGCAUCACGGGCACCUGCGUCAACGAAACCUCAAAAGCCAUCACAAAGGAAAUUUGCAACUGCGAUUCAAAUUAUUGCAACCAAAGCUCAGGAGGGCUGCAACAACAGCUGGGCGUCGUUCUCUCCGGCAUUUUGGCUUUGCUCAUGAUCCAAUUCUAAACACGGACAUGCUGGGAAAGCCUUUUUUUAAAAAUAACUCUCCGCCUACGACGCCUUGUUGUUUCAUUUUUCCUUUUGGGAUUUUAUGGGCCGGUUCGUCCCUUCUAUUGUCGGUUUGCCAUUUUACUUUUCGACAACAUCAAAUUAUUUAGACUUGAUUGAAUUUUGUACAUCUUAAA